This is a messenger RNA of Penicillium samsonianum, 237 nucleotides long. RefSeq lists its product as uncharacterized. NCBI's taxonomy places the organism in Eukaryota, Fungi, Ascomycota, Eurotiomycetes, Eurotiales, Aspergillaceae. The coding region runs from base 1 to 237 and encodes 78 amino acids. The transcript is spliced from 2 exons. The record is from RefSeq and is a predicted model, not a curated record.
AUGACGUGGAACAGGGUAGCCGGUGGCACUGCUCUGACGUUGACACGAAAUGACCAUACAUUCCCCUAUUCGCUGGCCAAGAGGGCCCGUCAGUCUCCCCGUGGGUCUGUCGACGAUAAUGUCACAUUUGUUGACAGCAAGCCCCUAUCUGAUCGCAGUAAGCUGCCCACAAUCGAAAAUCUCUACCCUCUACCGGCAGCUCGUUAUCUGGCGGCAUUUGCCAAACAAGUGGGCUAG